CAUGGCGGCCCAGCGGAGGAAUUUGAUGCAGAGCCAUCAGAGCUGGACAGAUGACCUGCCGCUGUGUCAGAUGUGCGGGGUUGGCACAGCACCCAACUGUGUGUACGCCGCAGAGGGUAAAGGCACCGAGAGCCACCCCAACGAGGACGGACACCUCAGGUUCAGAGGCGAGGACGGCUGUUUCCUGUAUGGGGUUUUUAAUGGUUAUGACGGCAGCAAAGUGUCCAGCUUCGCCUCGCAGUGUCUGACGGCCGAACUGCUGCUCGGACAGCUCAACUCCAGCCACACGGACAACGACGUCCGCAGGAUCCUCACGCAGGCCUUCGACGUGGUGGAGAAGAGCUACUUCAGCACGAUAGAUGACGCUCUGGCGGAGAAAGCUCACCUGUCCAACUUCAUCGUACCACACAAUGAGAACGUGUCAUUCCAGAUUUCGUCUCAGAAUCAAAAGGUGCAGGAGCGUCUGAAGGAGCUGGAGCAGGAAGUGUCAGGUGGAGCUACGGCCGUGGUGGCGCUGAUCCUCAACAACAAGCUUUACAUCGCUAACGUCGGUACCAACCGAGCACUGCUGUGCAAGUCCAGCAGCGACGGCCAGAACCAGGUUCUCCAGAUCGGGCGACCGCACAGUACUGAUAACGAGGAAGAGCUGCAGAGACUGGCUGCACUGGGAGUGGAUUCGGCUCGUAUAAGGCAGGCGGGGCAGAUCGCUGGCCAGAACAGCACCAGGAGGCUCGGAGACUACAGGGUUAAACUCAACUAUAAUGAAAUGGACCUGCUCAGCACGGCCAAGUCGAAGCCAGUCAUCGCAGAGCCGGAGAUUCACGGCAGUCAGUCUUUGGACAACGUGACGGGCUUCUUGUUGCUGAUGUCAGAGGGCCUCAUCAAUGCACUCGAGUCCGCCCACGGCCCCGAACAGGCCAAUCAGGAAAUCGUUGCCAUGGUAGCAGCAGAGCUGGCUCAGCAGACCAGCCUGGAGGCGGUGGCUCAGUCGGUGGUGGAGCGCAUCAAACGGCUGCACCACGAUGCUUUCGUGUCCGGCCGUCAGAGGGCAGCGCUCUGUUCCCGGCACGAGGACAUGACCCUGCUCAUCCGCACGCUCAACUACCCCCUGGUCGACGGAGCGCUGACCCCCACUCAGGGCGGUCGUAUCUACCCGGUGUCAGUCCCUUACUCCAACAGCCAGAGCACCAGUAAAACCAGUGUGACCCUCUCCCUGGUCAUGCCUUCCCAAAGUACCCUCACCAACGGGACGAACACCGCCUCCACUCUAGAGGAAGGCACUCCGACGCCAGGCAGCCAGAGCCCCACAGCGACCCUCCAGUCCACCAACACUCAGACGCAGAGCUCCAGCUCCAGCUCGGGAGACGGCAGCCUGUUCCGCCAGAGGGGCAGCCAGGCGGCUCAGCCUGACGAGACGGGCAGGGUCCCACCAUACGUGGACUUCAGUCAGUUCUACCGACUGUGGGGGACCGACCACAGCGACAGCCAGAGCACCCAAGGAGGGCUGGGACCCCAGUGAAGGGAGGAAGAGGAGGGUGCCAGUCGGACCAGCUUUUCUUGUUAAAAUGAGGCACUAUGGAUUGUGAAGGGACAGUUUGGAUGAAUAAAAGAACGCUGUUAGUGUAUCAUAGCUAAAAAUAGGUGACCUAAAGGUGCAUGGGGACGCAUCGAGGACUGGAGGUGGGGGUGGGGGGCGGGGUUCAAGGUCUUGCUAUCAAAGAGCUCAUGAUGUAUUGGGUUAGAGAAUAAUCCCUUACAGAGAUGUGAGUAAGAGUGAAAGUGGUGCCACCAACGCUGCACACUAAGAGAUGACCUCACCUCUUCUGUAAUAGAGGCGGGUCAUGAUUGUGAAUAUAUGUAAUCCAGAUUGUAGCCACUUUUGCCAGAUGUAAAAAAAAAAAAAAAAGGAAAAA
Molecule: messenger RNA, 1913 nt
Organism: Scomber japonicus (chub mackerel)
Lineage: Eukaryota; Metazoa; Chordata; Actinopteri; Scombriformes; Scombridae
Gene: tab1
Product: TGF-beta activated kinase 1/MAP3K7 binding protein 1
Exons: 11
Coding region: 2-1519 (505 amino acids)
Biological process (GO): protein dephosphorylation
Cellular component (GO): cytosol
Molecular function (GO): protein serine/threonine phosphatase activity
Source: RefSeq, a predicted model, not a curated record